AUGCUCCACCCGCUCAAACUCCCUCCGGGCCUCCAGCUCUACACCGCUCUCGCCGCGGUGAGCAUCCCGGUUGCGUAUGCGCUCGGUAUCAAGUACUCGCAGUGGAGAGUUCGCCGCCGCGCACGCCGUGCGGGCGCAAUCAUCCCCAGGCGAUGGGAGGGCAAGCGCAUCGGCAGCUUGGACCUCCUGCAGUACGGCAUGGAGCGCUUCCAGAACGGCUACAUCGAACGCGAGUUCGGGCACGUCCAGGAGUUGUAUAUCAUGUGGGAUUCCAUCUACCUCACUACCGACCCCGGCAUAACCAAGUACAGCGCAGGACCCGAGUUCAGAGACACCAUGCACUCGGUGCUUGGAACUGGGGUGUUCAACGCCGACGGUAUGUUCCAUCGCACGAUGACGCGCCCGUACUUCUCUCGCGACAGGAUCUCCCAUUUCGAGCUGUUCAACAGGCACGGUGAUUUGGCCAUCAAGAAGAUGAAGGACCGCUUCGCGGCCGGCCGCGCCCUGGAUUUCCAAGACUUGGUCGCGCGCUUCACACUGGACUCGGCUACCGAGUUUCUCUUCGGAUCGUGCGUGAACAGCCUGCACGCGGACCUGCCGUACCCGUACAACGACCCCGAUGCGAAGCUUUACGCUCGGGAAGCGAGCAACGUCGAGGCUUUUGCGACCGCCUUCCUCGGCGCACAGAACGUAAUCUCCAUCCGGAUGCGCGUUGGGUGGAUGUGGCGCUUCAAGGAGCUCUUCUACGACGCCGGAGCGGAGCACAUGCGUGUCGUCGACGCGUUCAUACAGCCAAUUCUCGAGGCGGCGAUUAAGAAGAACAAGGAGGCGGGCAAUGCGGGCGAAGAGUCUAAGGACAACGACAAUGAGACGCUUUUGGAUCAUUUGGUGAAGUUCACCGACGACUCUCAACAUCUGAUUGCGGGCCGAGACACGACGGCGACAACGCUGAGCUUCGCGGUAUACCUCUUGUGUCUCUACCCGGCAAUCGGGCCUACCGCGAUGCCUACGUUUGAUGACAUCAGAGGCAUGAAGUACCUUCGCGCGGUAAUCAACGAGACCUUGCGGCUCUACCCAGCGCCGUUCAACGUUCGUGUCGCAAACCGUGACACAACGGUCCCGAACCCCGACCCCACGCAGCCUCCAUUUUUUGUGUCCAAGGGCACCAGCCUUGCGUAUUCCGUCUUCUUGAUGCACCGUCGAAGGACCUAUGGGGCCCCGAUGGUGUCUUUGGAAUUCGACCCCGAUCGGUUCUUGGACGAACGUGUGAACAAGCACUUCACCAACAAUCCGUUCAUCUUCUGCCGUUCAACGCCGGGCCUCGGAUCUUUCGCCUACAAUGAGAUGUCGUUCUUCCUCAUUCGGCUGCUCCAGAACUUUUCGCAUAUGGAGAUGGACCUGGCCGCACAGCCGCCUGAGGCGCGCCCGUCGCCAGAGUGGGCCAGCGCGGAGGGCCAGAAGGGCCGGGAGAAGGUCGUCGCCAAGUCACACCUGACGAUGUACAUCCACGGCGGGCUCUGGGUCAGGAUGACGGAGGCCGAGCGCGAGACCUGA
Molecule: messenger RNA, 1554 nt
Organism: Epithele typhae
Lineage: Eukaryota; Fungi; Basidiomycota; Agaricomycetes; Polyporales; Epitheliaceae
Product: cytochrome P450 monooxygenase pc-2
Exons: 17
Coding region: 1-1554 (517 amino acids)
Molecular function (GO): monooxygenase activity; heme binding; iron ion binding
Source: RefSeq, a predicted model, not a curated record